Dipodomys ordii (Ord's kangaroo rat) is the source of this 4526-nucleotide messenger RNA. It is a transcript of the gene Slc9a6, whose product is annotated as solute carrier family 9, subfamily A (NHE6, cation proton antiporter 6), member 6. Bases 4 to 2052 code for a protein of 682 amino acids. Gene Ontology annotation, molecular function: sodium:proton antiporter activity. Gene Ontology annotation, cellular component: membrane; recycling endosome. The record is from RefSeq and is a predicted model, not a curated record. The transcript has 16 exons. NCBI's taxonomy places the organism in Eukaryota, Metazoa, Chordata, Mammalia, Rodentia, Heteromyidae. Gene Ontology annotation, biological process: sodium ion transport; regulation of pH; proton transmembrane transport.
GACAUGGCUCUGGCUCGACGCUGCUGGUUUCCUCAGCGCUGUGGCGUCGGGCCUCGGGCCCGCCCGUUCUUGAGGCCCCUCUGGUUGCUCCUAGCAGUGGGUGUCUUUGGCUGGGCUGGAGCUUCGGACGGCGCCGGCGGAACGACGAGAGCCAUGGACGAAGAGAUUGUGUCGGAGAAGCAAGCAGAAGAGAGCCACCGGCAGGACAGUGCUAACCUACUCAUCUUCAUCCUGCUGCUCACCCUCACCAUUCUGACGAUCUGGCUCUUCAAGCACCGCCGGGCCCGCUUCCUGCAUGAAACUGGCCUGGCUAUGAUUUAUGGUCUUUUGAUGGGUCUUGUACUUCGGUAUGGCAUUCAUGUUCCAAGUGAUGUAAACAAUGUGACUCUCAGCUGUGAAGUGCAGUCCAGUCCAACUACUUUGUUGGUAAACGUUAGUGGAAAAUUUUAUGAGUACACGCUGAAAGGAGAGAUUAGUUCACAUGAACUCAAUAAUGUUCAAGAUAAUGAAAUGCUUAGAAAGGUUACUUUUGAUCCAGAAGUGUUUUUCAAUAUAUUACUUCCUCCUAUCAUAUUUUAUGCAGGUUAUAGUCUGAAAAGGCGGCAUUUUUUCCGGAACCUUGGGUCUAUCUUAGCAUAUGCUUUUCUUGGAACAGCAAUUUCUUGUUUUGUUAUUGGGUCCAUAAUGUAUGGCUGUGUAAUGCUGAUGAAAGUAACUGGACAACUCGCCCGAGAUUUUUACUUUACAGAUUGCCUGCUGUUUGGUGCCAUUGUAUCAGCAACUGACCCAGUGACUGUUCUUGCCAUAUUUCACGAGCUUCAAGUUGAUGUUGAACUCUAUGCACUUCUUUUUGGUGAAAGUGUCCUCAAUGAUGCUGUUGCAAUAGUGCUGUCUUCCUCAAUAGUGGCGUACCAGCCUGCUGGAGACAACAGUCACACCUUUGAUGUUACAGCUAUGUUCAAGUCGAUCGGGAUCUUCCUUGGGAUCUUCAGUGGAUCUUUUGCGAUGGGUGCUGCUACUGGAGUGGUGACUGCUUUAGUGACAAAGUUCACUAAAUUGCGGGAGUUCCAGUUGCUGGAGACGGGCUUGUUCUUCUUGAUGUCCUGGAGUACCUUCCUCUUGGCUGAAGCUUGGGGUUUCACAGGUGUGGUUGCAGUAUUGUUUUGUGGUAUCACACAAGCACAUUAUACAUACAAUAAUUUGUCCACAGAAUCUCAGCACCGAACAAAACAGUUGUUCGAGCUUCUCAAUUUCCUGGCAGAGAAUUUCAUCUUUUCCUACAUGGGGCUCACACUAUUUACUUUCCAGAACCAUGUCUUUAUCCCAACAUUUGUGGUAGGAGCAUUUAUUGCUAUUUUCCUGGGAAGAGCUGCCAAUAUUUACCCCUUGUCUCUGUUACUUAAUUUGGGUAGAAGAAGUAAGAUUGGAUCAAAUUUUCAACAUAUGAUGAUGUUUGCUGGCCUUCGUGGUGCAAUGGCAUUUGCUUUGGCCAUUCGAGACACUGCCACUUAUGCACGGCAAAUGAUGUUCAGCACCACACUUCUGAUUGUGUUUUUUACUGUGUGGGUAUUUGGUGGCGGUACCACGGCCAUGUUGUCAUGCCUGCAUAUAAGGGUUGGUGUUGACUCAGACCAAGAACAUUUGGGUAUUCCUGAAAAUGAAAGGAGAACUACCAAAGCAGAGAGUGCUUGGCUCUUCCGGAUAUGGUACAACUUUGAUCAUAAUACCAGAGUUUUCUUAACUCAGGAAUUUGGACUUUCUAGCCAGAUACUCUACCAUAACCAGGAGCAAUUGAAAGAUGAUGACUCUGAUCUUAUUCUCAACGACGGUGAUAUCAGUUUGACAUAUGGAGAUUCUACUGUGAGCACUGAAUCAGCAGCCUCCAGUAUCCCAAGGAGAUUUAUGGGCAACAGUUCUGAGGAUCCCUUAGAUCGGGAGCUUACCUUUGGGGACCACGAACUGGUCAUUCGUGGGACACGCCUGGUUCUUCCUAUGGAUGAUUCUGAACCCGCUUUAAAUUCAUUAGAUGAUACAAGACACAGCCCAGCCUAAGCUUAUGAAUACUCACUUAGUGGUUUGUAAAAUUUGCACAUGUGAUUGUGAAGAAAUUUGUACUACCUAAAAAGUCCUAGUGCAUGUCUCUGAAUGUGUGAGCUAUAUAAAUGUCAUUUAUAUGGCAUAAGAAGAAUAUAACUAUUCCUGUACAAGGCAGAUUGUGAACAAACUAUUCUUUUUAAGUUUUGCUGGCUGCGCUGUGUAGGCUGGAUCUGUUUUAGGAAGUUACUUUCACAGUGAUGUGUGUUCUGUUAGUUUUAUGUCUCAGUUAAAGUAUAAAAAGUGAAUGACUUAACUCUUCUUAUAGUUACCUGACACUUAACCAGAGUACCAAGUUCUUGUGAUGUGAAUUAAUUUGUGUGUGUGUGUGUGUGUGUGUGUGUGUGUGUGUGUGUGUGUGUGUGUGUGUGUGUGUGUGGUGGGGGGAGAGAGGGAAGAGAGGGAAGAAGGAGCAUCAUUUCCUAGGGAACCCAGAUGUGGAGAGGUUCCUUUGUCAGGACUCUUGAUUGCUACCGCCUUUGCCAUCAUCUUCUUCUUCCCCUUUUCUCUGGUGGCCCAUAAUGGCACAUGGAGCCAGUGGCAUUUUCGUUUUGCCCUAUUCAGGUUGAGGAGUUUAGUGUGGGCUGUUUUCCCCCAUGAUGUAAAAGGACAGAUUCAUUAACUCCAGCACUCUGCUGUCCAAAAGAAGGUGGCAAACGACCUCCAAGAACUUAACUGUUUUCCUUCCAGCCUAAGACUAUAGGCAUUACAUCCAGCUGGCUUAGCCAAAGUACAGGUGUAUAUAGUUCAGAGAGCUUGAUUUAGCUUUGGAGGAGCCGGGACAAAAAGGAAAAGGGUCAGAGGAAAAAAAAGGGAGUAAAGAGGAUGAUGGGGUCAGAGGUCUCUCUUCCCAAAAAUGUAAAUAUUCUACACCAUAUGAGUUUAAAUAAGAAAGUUAAUUGCUGCUUACGUUUUGAUUAUGUCCUUUAUCUGUAUAGGAAGCUUUGUUGUCAGAAGUUUUUAUAUCAAUUUAAAUUGCUGCUCUUUAGCAGCCAAACAGGAGCAAAAUGUAAAAUUUAUAAACUUACUGUGUCUAAUGAUCAUUUAUUAGUCUGUAGUUGAUGUUAAAAGUUAAUUUAUGAAUCCAUGAUUGUCCCAUACUACACCAAAGGCAGUGGUAAGACACUGAGUGCUCCAGAGUGUUUGUUGUAAGGUGGCUCCUUUGUGUGCAGUGGGCAUCUCAUCUUCAUUACCACGUUCCCCUUUACAGUUCAAUACCUAAGCUGCCAUUUGGUUGUUUUACAGUUUUCAAGGAAGAGCACAGAGCAGUUUCCCAUUUCGUAUCCAUAAUAAGAAAAUGGAUUCUAUUUUAUAAUGCUGAAAAUAUUUAAAGCUUGGAAAGGGAAUAUUUUCUGAUCUGGAUGCUGACCUGUUAGUGAUUCAGAAUUUAAAUAGGUAACUUUAAAUAGAAGUUAAAUAGGUUCUUCCCACAUACAUACACCCAGGUCUGAGUAGCUUUGCCUUAAGUCUUACCCAAUUAGAAAAUUGUUUUAUUUAUAUGAUUUUCCAGUUUUCCAUUGAAAAAUAUCCUUUCAGACAAAAGACACAUGUACUCUCCAAAAAGAUUCUGUGCUUUUAUAAACACUCCUUUAAGGGAAUUGUAAUGUUGAUGCAUAGUAGUAGCCUUGAAUGUUGGCAUAGCCAUUUGUUAGGUAGUGGUAGCAACUUUCCUGCUAUGCAGGAAUUCCUCCUGUGAAGUGUAUGUUUUCUAUGACAUGUGCCUCUUGAUGAAGUAAAUAAUUUCUUGUUAAUGUUUGAGGGGGUUUUGAAUGUCAACAUCACUUAUCCACAAGGUUCUUCAAGUUGUAAAAGGUUAUAUAAUAAUUUAACUAUUACCUUUUUUAUUCUGUCAAGUUAGUGAGCUCACUUUAUGACAAAUGGCUGUAAAUACUUAGCAUGACAAAUUCUGUAACUCAUCUAUUUCAGCAUGUGUAAGACCUUUCAUUAGGGAAACUGAUACAGCUUGAGUCCACUAAAUCUGCCUUUGGUACUUUCUCAAUGGGGAAUGAAGCCUGCUGUGCUUCCAUUAGCAUCUGGGACUUUUCCUCUCCUCUAGUCCAUGCAUACAUCUCCAUGCAGUGAAGAAAAAACCAUGUCUGCUCAGACACCCAUUGCACUGAGGCACCUAUCUGAGUAAACUUUGAUGAAGUACAGUCUGAGUUACCAUCAUGCACAAGUAGAAUUAUUCUUGGACCUGUUUUUCUGUUGUUCGUGGAACCUACACGUUUGAUUGACUUGAAUGUUGCAUCUUUUAAAGUUGUUUUUAAAGGUCUUUUGCAUUUAUCCUAGUUGUCCGUGUUUGGCAAUGUGCUGUUAAAGUAAUAGACUUUUAAUCUUUAUGUAUUUUUUGUUUUCUCUUAUAGUACUUGGGCAGAUGUUAUAGUGGUUUCUUUUAGGCAAAUCCAUCAUUAAAAAUAUAGCCUUGCAAAUAA